UCACAUGUGACGGCCGGAUGGGCGGUGCUCGAAAGGUCACUGCGCAGAAUGCUUCGCUGGCACGGUGGCGGAUGUCCCGCAGGCGCCUGGAUACGUAACUCAUAGCUUCUUGUUGUUCGUGCUGCCACGUCGCAAUAACGCGAUCGCGAGCAGCCGCUGCCAACAGUGAUGGUUCAUCGAGCAAGACGACCGUCCUUCGUGUUCUUGGGGCGUUUCCGUAGCCUGGCUCCCCGCCGCUCUGGCUCAAGGUGGCUGGCGGAGCCUCGGGCCCAGCCCGGCGCCUCGGGCGGGCGAUGCACGCGCCGGCGGCUCGCCGGCGGCGCCAACGGGCGGCCGCCGGGGCUGCCCGCAUCCCGGGCGCCGCCUCCGCCGCCGGAGCUGCGGCCGCCGCGGACCGCGGGCGCCUGGGCGCCGCCGGUGCCGCGGGCGCCUGUGUGGCGCCGCGGGCGCUGCGGGCGCCGCCGGCGCCUUCGGCGCCGUCGGCGCCGCGAACGCCGCUGGCGCCACGGGCGCGGCCGCAGCGGGAAUGCCUUUUUCGCAUUUUCGAGACCCGCAAAUGGAACGCCGUGUUGUUGAGCGACGUAGCGUACCCGACGGCCGGGGUAUACGAAUACCGCACAGCCCACCAGGUCUGGACGGUGGUCACGCAGGGCCGGGUCGCAAUUGCGCUCGACGCGGUAUGGACUCGACGCUGGCGGGACUCCGGGGCCGUUCAGUACUCGGCGGGCGGAGCUCGCUCCGGUCGGAGCUGCCGGGGCAUCUCGGUGUUCCUAGGAGCCGCGGUAGACCAGGACGGGUCCGAGGUUAGUCGCCGAUUCAUGGAAUUCUGCGUGGAACAGGUCAAAUGGCUCGACCGGGCAUUGGAUCACGGCGGGAUAUCGAAAUUAGACUGGUUCCGGCUUGCUCAGGAGAAGCGGCGCGCGCACAGGGACCUAGUCUCACGGGCUGCAUCCGGCGCGUGGCAGGCGCGGCAUGGGCCAGAUCUCCCUCCCCCGGAUGGCUGGCUGAUGUACACGGACGGGUCCGGGCAGGCGCAGGGGCCGGUGGAGGACUGGGACACGUGUAAGAAAUGCGGGGAGGUGCUGCCAGCACGCCUGAUGCGUAACCAUUUCCGGAGGUGCCAGCGCCCGCCGGCACAGUGGGUGAUCCCUCCGGGGAGCGACAAGUGCAGGAAAUGCGGCAAACUGCUGCCCGAAGGCCAGCGGCAGCACCCGGCGCAAGGGGGCCAGUUCUCCGACGCCCCGCAGGUCGGGCGGCCGGACCGGCUCCGAAGCGUGUCCGUCGGCAGUAGGUUCGAUACCCUGGAGCGCACAGUGCGGCGCGUCGCGGCGGGGAGCGAUGAGAUGAACAAGCAUCGCAACAUCGUAGUGGCGAACGCCCCGUCCGUGCAGGCCUUUUUCAAGGAGAAGGUUAUCGACCCGCCGGGCAACAAGUACGGCGAGUUCAAGCAGGGAAUGGGGGCCAAGCUCAUCGAGGACCUGGCGACCCAGAUGGGCCUCCCGACAGACCUGUCGGGCGUCGGCACGUGCACCAACCCGAUCCUCCAGGCGGCCCUUCGCCCCUUGACGGAGUUGCGCGACGCCCUGGCCACGCGCGGCGGGAUCACCAACGUGCAUGCGAACCCGAAGAAGGGGGCGAUCAAGGACAUGGACGCGGCGAUCCGCCUGUCGGGCGGCUACCCGUGCCGCAACCACGCGGGGAAGGGCAAGGGCCUCGGCAAGGGCAAGGGCAGGGGCAAGCAGCCGGAGGCGCCCGCCUGGGACCUCAACGACCCUGCCGACUACCAGGCGGCCAUCCGCGACGCCAUGCCGGAGGCCGCCAAGAUGCGGGCUCAGUCCACCUUGCUCCAGGACGAAUGGGAAGCCGAGGUGAAACCCCACCAGACCCUGGACAGCACGGGAGUCGUGGCAGUCGUGCCGAAGGACGCCCUGCCCAUGGUGUUGGAGCGCGUCGGCUACACCGCGAAAGCCACGGUGGCCAUCGUAACCCAGAAUCCUGACGAUUUGGGGCUCCGCGGCUACCCCCGGGCCCGCGUGGACUGCCAGCUGAGUGUGGCAGAUGCUGGGGGGGAACGGACGACGGCGAGGGUGACACGUUGGCUCGUCCAGUUGGGUUUUGGAGAGCAGGUGAAGAAGAGGGCGAUUGGCGCCGCCGUGGACAUAGGCUUCCACAUGGUAAAAAUGGUAGCCAAACUCUCGUCGAGACACGAGUGGAGUACAGGUCCGCAGCUGGCCGCCAUCUUGGUGCAGCAUCUGGUGGCGAACGACAUCUCGGAAGGAGCUUUGGACAGCUCCGUGACCCGCGAGGACGGCACGGCGACUUUUCUGGUGCACUCGACGCUGGUAGCCAAGGUGCUUCGCCUCAGCGGAAAAUCCGGGAUCUUUCUGAAGGUCCACAAGGAUCAGAGGGAGCACGAGGCCAUGGAGUUGGUCUGGCUACCCGACCUCACGGAGCUGGCGGUAGCGCUGCAGAUGGCUAAUGAUGACCGUGUGCACGGCCUUGCCGAGAAAGGGAACGGCCGCUUGGCGCUCCGGUGCAAAACGGUACCGGAUGCAGCAGCCAUUGUGCAGAAGGAGGGCCUGCAGGACACGCCGGACGUCCCCCGGUGGAAGGUCACAGGCGUGCCGCUGGCGGCCGGCACCCACGGCCUCUACGACAUGCUGAUUGCACAGGACUGGAAGGUGGCGGAUGUCAUUUUCAUGGACGCGAAGCAGGCCAUCUUCCACGCGACCAACAAGGGUCGGACCGCACCUUUGCAAUUUCUCGAUCAGGAGCAGCCGGUGCCGAUCGUGUUCAAAGCAGUGAACGCAGCGGCGCGUGCCCUGGCAAAGGACGACGCCCAGGCGCAGCGUGCUGGCCGGGCAGCGGCGGGCGGACCCAGUGCAGCUUUCAACUUCGUGCGAUCGGUCGUGCCGGCCUUCCCAGGAACGCCGCCGGCCCUGGGAGCGGCCCCCGCGGCGCAGUCCAGGGCGCCCGCGCAGCAGCCAGUCUCUCCGAGAGGGCAGCGGCGGCCCACGGAGCAGUCCACCGGCCUGACGCCGCCCGAGCAGAAGCAGAAGACGGGGGAUCCGAUGCAACAGGAACGCUGA
Messenger RNA from Prorocentrum cordatum, 3089 nucleotides. Lineage: Eukaryota; Dinophyceae; Prorocentrales; Prorocentraceae. The record is from the annotation of a GenBank genome assembly.